This is a messenger RNA of Chilo suppressalis (striped riceborer), 4559 nucleotides long. Lineage: Eukaryota; Metazoa; Arthropoda; Insecta; Lepidoptera; Crambidae. The record is from the annotation of a GenBank genome assembly.
AAUGUCACCAAUGUCAUUGAGUUAAUUAGUCGUUCAUUUAUAUUUUUAGAUAUUUUUCGUUGUGAUAGACUUUAAAAAAUGCAGGAAAAUAAUAGAGACACAAAUAAAAAAGAAAGUGUUACUAGUACAUAUGCGGAUAUUUACCUUGUUGACGAUUAUUGCAAUUACGAAGAACCUGGUAAAGUCAAAAUGAAAAAUGUUAUAGGAAUAGAUAAUACUGAUUGGAUUUCCCCCAGUGAUUUACUUAUUGGAAUAGUUGAACUGAAGCCACCAUUUACCUCUAAAAUUACAAGAGGCAAAACACAUGAAGGUAUUUUAGGCAUUGGAAAUGACAUAUUAGAAAAAAAUAGAGCAGCAUUUGAAAAAAAAUUAACAAAGUUAAUUAACGACAACGAUAGCGGCUGGAUAGAUAUAUUGGAAACCGAAAAAAAGUUGGUUGAUACAAAAGUGCGAAAACUUUACGACGACAUAUUUGUUACAAAAAGCAAAAUCAUGAAUAAAGAAAUAUCUGAUUUUUAUGAGCAAUCUUUGCAAAAACUAGAAAAUAAUAUAAGAUCUCAAAUAGAAGAAUUACUUACGAGUGUCCAUGCGGGUAGCGUAAGUGACUUAAAUUUUCAAAUCGAGCAAAAAUUAAGCAAAGAGAGAAAAGUUUUGGAAGACACAUUAAAAAAGAGAUACUCGAAUGAAGUCCACAAAAUUGAGAGAUAUUACAAGCUUCUUUUAGGCAAUGAACUGCAAAGGCAUGAAAAAAUUAUAAAUAAUGCCUUACAUGAUAGAAAUAAUGCUUUGAAUGCAUUUUGUAAACAAAUGGAAGCAGAAAAUCUUACCAGCACAAUGUAUGUUAUGUGUACUGAAAGAAAGAAAUGUAAAAUAAAGCAAUUUCUUUUAGAAAAUUAUCAAACCACAGACAUAUCGGAAAAAGUGCAAAAGAUUAAAGAAAAAGAUAUUAUAUUAGAGAAAUUACAAGAUAGAGAUGUGAAAAUCAAUCUUAUAAACGAAGCUUGGGAAAACAAAAUAAAAAAAGUGUUACAACUAUUUUUAAAGUUUAUAAGUUUUAGUUUAAAGUUAUUACCAGAACAGACUACAUUUCUACUUGAUCUCGAGAAAAUGGUAGUUUUGCAGAUGAACGAAUUUCAAAAGAAGCCUCAAAACUUAACCUCCAUAUUGGUAGACAAAUGUGACAUCAACAAUUUAUUCCAGUUUGAAGAACCGAAACCUAAAACAGAAUUUUGUGUUAGCGAAUCCUUUGUAAUAGUGGGAGAUUUAAAUAAUCCAACACCACCAAAAUAUGGAAGUAGCGAAACUUUAGCUAGCGAUGUUGAUUUACCGUAUUUUAGGAUACAAAGGCAAUUUGUCUACGCAAAAUGUCAUAAAUACGAGGAGAUAAAAGCUGUUUUGGAUUCUCAAAUUUGUAAGUGUCAAGAAAUUAAUACUUUAUCUCAAUUUAAAGAUGAAAAUUUAAAUGUGCCUCUACCUUGCGUACUGCACAGCACGCCACCUGAAUGCAUUAGUAGUUUAUCUUCAAACGAACCUUUGUUGAUUGAUGACAUUCAGCGACUUCAUGAUUGUCCAGCAAGGAGAUGUCAAGAUUGGGCAAAAAAAUGCUCUUUUCCAGAUCUUUAUGCCUAUUUAGAUUUCAGUGACGAAAACUACGAAAGAGUAAAAACUAUCCUUGGUGUAUUAAAACCAACAGAAGCCCCACCCAAACUUAUAGAUCCAGUUCAGUUGGUGAAUGAAGAAUUACUGUUUUCUGUAACAAAAGAACGUUAUCAUACAGUGGAAACCCAAUAUUCUAGUCAGGAAGAUUUAAAUAAAGUUGAAGUUUCGUGUACAUGUGUAACUGGACGUCGACAAAAAGCUACAGCAUCGGGACAUAAAAUAAAAGAAACGUCAAGUGUAGACUUGCGAGAAAUACUUCAAAGACGUAAACAGUCACUACGAAAUUUAUUGCAGAAAAAUCCAAAUCUUCUCAAAAUAUUCACAGAUGAAUGUUUUGAUUUUGUGCUUUAAUUACAUAUUUCAUUUGUAAUUAAUUUCCAAAUCUAGCAUAAACUUAUUUUUAUAACUUUUACGACCUUUAAUAAAUUAUUUUUAUAUUUUUAUUUUUGUUUGUAAUUUUGAUAUUUUAUAAUAAUAUUGUCAUCGUAUUUUUUUUAUUUGAAGACUGUGUUGAUAGCUUCAUGAGUAUUCGUCCUUUUUAUCUAAAAUCUUAUAAAUUAUUGUGUAUUAUAAAAAUACAGUAACUCUUGGUGAUAAUGUACGUAAUAUUUUAUGUAUAAUUCAAUACGAAUUGAAAUACCCAUCAAAAUGUAAUGAAAAGAUUUAUUUGCUAUAAAUAGGGCAGAUAAGUUACAUCAGAUAAACUUAAACAGUGUGACACAGCGAUUCCAAGAUGAGACGUAAAGUGUUUAAUAAUUGAUUUAAAUUUUCUGUUCAGCUUUAAAUUUAUUAUCUAAUAUAGUGUUCCACAUGCGAGUGUAACGUGGCAUCUAUUUCCACAGGUGUAUGUAUAUGAACAACCCUGUUCCCGAGAUCGCAAAUGUUCGUACUCCUUCGUGGUUACCGCCAUACUCUAUUAAGUCUAUUCAUUUGUUCUAGUUUGUUGCACACACGUCGCACAUGUCGCACUAGUACCGUAGGUAAACAGACUAUGAAGCAAAAUGAUCACUUACCGUGAACAAAGUAUUUUGAUUAUCACCAACAAAACUAUAUUUUAAUACAAUAUUAAUUAAUAUGCAACAAAAAAAUCUAAUAUUAUGUGUUUUAUAUUCAUAUCCAUUUAUUGCAUCUUGUUGUAUACAUAAAAUUUGAUACAUAAAAAUAAUCUGUACUAGACAAUAGAUAAACAUAAACGUUACUACGAACCUGCAAUUUUGAAAAAUCCCCUUCAACAAUACAUAAUUCGAUUAUACUGCUUAUAUAAGUAUAGGAUAGUUUGAUCUUAUAUAUCCCAAAUAUACCACAAGCAAACUCCCCACAAAAAAACUAUUUAUACAAUUGUAUUUUUGUUGUCUUCCCUGUAACUCAUUCACAGCAAAAAGCAAUUAAAAUCUUCAUGUUGUUUUCGCGUUUACUGCACAAUAAUAUAAAUUACACCGUUAGCCAAGAAUAAUGUUGGGAUGGGUGAGGGUAACGCGUUGAGGUGAAUUUACACAGUCCCGUAACAAGUUAACUUAUUACGUCGUCACCGUCUCCUUGUCGCGUUAGUAGACGACUUAUGACAUUCCUGCACCGACUCCCGUGUUAAUCGACGAGCAUUUAUUGUUACCUCUUAUUUAAUUACUCGUCUACCGCUCCUUGAAUGUCAUAUGAACUGAAGUGAAUGUCAUUACUUCUCGUGUAAUGUUUAUAAUAUAGAAGGAAUUAUAUACUUUUGAUACAAACUCUAAACUAGGAAGGUAUUUUUACCUUCUCUGAUGACUGUCUGCGUUGCUUGAAACAUUGUUGAUAAAAUACUAAUAAAAAAAUAACUAUGUAUUUUUUAUUUGACGUGAAAUUAAUUAUAGUCAAAUGUAUUAUGUUUCUUUAAACAACGCAGGCUGACUAUAGUUGAUAUUACGUCAAAUACAUAGUCAAUGUAUCAAUUUAUGACAUAUGGUUCUAGUUCAAACAACUGAACCAUAAAAUUUUACUAUAAUUCAUUAUAACUUUGAUAUAAAAUUCACAUGUCCAGUGAGUUUGGAUUCGUGGAUGCUAAUCACUGCAGUUGCAACCAGAACAGUAUUAACUUCCACGGUCAUAGAUCGAUUACGUUAAACACUGUGCCAUCGGGCUCCUUGACACAAUAUUACACCAAUCCAUAUUAUCUAUCAAAAAGCAAGAUCUUCGUCACAAUUAUUAUUAAAAGGGAUCCGAAAUCCAAUGGGAGCGCCCGUCUGGGGGAGAGGGAGAAAGAAACUCCUCCUUAAAGAUGAUCACAGUAAAAUCCUAGACCUUUAUUCUGUAGGUGAGUAAGGGGCCAGGACUCUUUUGGUAUCGCAAGCGUCUAAAGGCUUUUUUGCCGAUUUGUUGCCAUAAAAACGAGUAUCUUUAAUAUUGUUAUCGAUACGUUAUGUCCAUCCAAAAAAAUCAAAAGCAUAUCCAUUAAAUUUCCAUACCAUAUUUUAUAGUUGGCUUUUAUACUUUUUGUCUAGUAAUAAUAAUAAUAAUUUAUUAAUAAAUGAUUUGGUUUACAAUAGUUAGUGGCAGGAGUCCCCUUUUAAGCAAAUCAAUGCUUGUGCCAGGCGACUCCGCUCCUCCAUUACACAUCCAUUUUUUAUGUAAAUUUCACAAACUUAAACAAUAUAUUUUUUUUUAUUCUAUUUAGAACUUAGAUAUAAGUUUGCCUAUGCAUGAAUACGUGUAUGUAUGUAUGUUUGAGCUUGAGCAUAUGUGUGUAUUUAAUAAGUCUUUGUGAGCGCAUGAUUGUUUUUGUGUGAACUUGAGUGUUAUAAUUUAAUAAAGGAAAUAUGUUUUAAUUGUCUGUGUUAUUUUAUCUGUUGCAAAAAUAAUUCUACUUUUUCAUAAUUCAGGGAUUCUAACCAAGUAUGUAUUAACUUUUUACAUUCAUUAUAUGGGAG